GAUUUAAUUUUGUGUUGAUUUUGAGUUGUUUUUGUGUUAGUGGUUGGGGUGUUUUUUGUGGUGGUAGAAUUUGCAAAACACACAAAACCCACUGACACCACCCUAAUAACCCGAAAAAUGACGAUGACAGCUGAACGAAUUUAAUUUGUAAUCAAUUAAACUAUGAAAUGGUUAAAAGAAACAACAUUUAAAUGAAGAACCUGGUUAUUAUUUGUGUAAAUUAUGUCUACCAGAUCUCAAUUAACAAAAGACCUAAAUGAGAGUAUUAAAUCUUCUGUUGGAAAUAAAGUAAAAAUACUUUUCAAAAAUGUUGUUCGACUGGAAACUAAAGGAGACAAGACUGAAAAUAGGGUUUUGGUAUUUUCGCCAUGUCGAAUUUUGCUGCUUACCGCAAAAGUGCCAACAAAGAUCGACUGCCAUUUCCACUAUUUGGAAAUACAAGCGUUGGAGAGCAAACGCGGCAACCAUCUAAGCCUCACGGUCAACGACAAAAACUAUUCGUUUUUGACGGGGGAAGAUUCCACGUGCAGCACCGAAGUCGACAACAUGAUCGGCGCCCUCAACAACGCCAUCAGAAACAUUUUUCCCACCGUACCCCUGCACCACAUCAUCAAAAAGAUAGAGGUGAUCCCGAACACGAGGUUGCAGCAGCUGAGGGACAUGGAGGCGAUAGCGAGCAGUAGGCGGGAAGUGGGGCCUUGCGGGGGUUUUUCCACGCAAUACGCGUGCAUGUGCGACUUCCACAGCAUGACUUACAGGGAGGAGGUGGCCUGGGACGUGGACAACAUUUACGUGUCUCUGAACACGCGCGAACUGAGCCUGAAGGAUUUCGAGUAUCUCGAUCAAAAAGACUUGAUACCGAUAAUAAGUGCCCUGGAAUACAACACGUGGUUCACGAAAUUGCGCGCGAAUCAGGUGAAGCUGUCGCACGACAAUGUCGACAGGAUUUUCGGGGUCCUGCGCAAGUCCUUGAAUUUGGAGGAGAUCUAUUUGGAUAAUUUGGGCCUCAAGUCGGAUUUCGUCAACAAAUUGUCCAAUAUUUUGAAACAAAAUCCAGCCACUGCUUUACAUACCAUUGAUUUAUCAUGUAAUCCAAUUGAAGAUAAAGGUGCUACUUAUACAGCCGCGUGUAUAAAAAGGCUCAACAAAGGUUUGGUUCACUUAAACCUGGCUCAUUGCGGGCUUAGCUCAAAAGGCGUGAACCACGUGGCGGCCGCUUUAAUAGAAAAUAGCAGCGUACUGACAACUCUAACCUACCUCAAUCUAAGCGGAAAUAGCCUUAAGGACGACAUUAGCUCUUUACACAAUUUUCUCUCUCAAUCGAACGCUCUACAACACAUCGAUAUAUCGGCGACCGACGUUAUCCUAGAAAACAUUUUCGGCGCGCUAGUGAAAGGUUGCACGACCAACCUCGUGCACUUGAACAUCUCGCGAAACCCUUUCAGCAGCAAGAAAAGCAAAGAGGCGCCCAUCUCGUUCAAGCAGUUCUUCAGCACCACACUGAACCUGAAAUGCUUGAACAUGUCGCACUGCAAGUUGCCGCAAGAGGCGCUGAAAAAUCUUCUGCUGGGCUUGGCCUGCAACGAGUUUACCAAAGAGAUGAGUUUAGACAUAAGCAAUAACGGUUUGGGCAGCCAAGGCGCACACGUGCUGGAGUCCUGCGUGCACGGGGUCCGCUGCAUUUCUAGUCUCGACAUUUCCGAUAACAGUAUGGACUCCGAUCUGUGUAACGUUGUGAUAGCAAUAAGCAAAAACAAGUCCCUGAAACACUUGAACAUGGGGCGCAGCAUGAAGAAGCACAUGGGCUUGAUAAUGGACUCGAUAGUCCAGAUUGUGCAGGAUGACGAAUGUCUGCUGCAGUCCCUGAUAAUCCCCGACUGCAGACUUCGAUCGGACACGUUCAAUCUCCUAAACGCUUUGGGAGACAACAAGUCCCUGGAAACGCUGGAUAUAAGCGGGAAUUUGAUCGGGGACUCGGGUGCUAGGCUUCUGGCGAAGGCCUUGCAGAUAAACAACAAGCUGAAGACCAUCAUCUACGACAGGAACAACAUUUCUCUGCAGGGGUACAACGAUAUAGCGUACGCUUUGGAGAGUAACAAGACCGUGCAGUACAUGCCGUUUCCCAUCUUCGAUAUCGCGCCCUGUAUGAAGGCAAGCGCGGAAAAAACCGACGUUGUGAUGAGGAAAAUACAGGAUGCGCUAAAUAGGAAUGUCUCUUUGAAGCAACACAUGACUCAGACGCUGCCUUUGCAGCCAGGGUUUUUGCUGUCUUCAAAACAACAGGUUCUAGAUAGGUUGGUUUCUCAGACGCAGGAAGCGAUAAAAUCGAUGGCCAACGAUUCGAUGGCGUCGAAAAGCGACAUGAACCACGCGUCCGACGUCAUUCAGGACGCGGAAAAUUCCAAGCAGUUGCUGGUUAGGUUGCAGGAAGUCGCGCAACACCGCGACGACCGACGUUUGCAUCCUGUGGAGGACAAGUUGGAACAGGUGGCCAACGAAAUUCACGGCAGCAUUUGCGACUACAUGCAGGCUACAACCGACAAAAUGCUUAAAUGUUGCAAAGAGCAGUGCCCCUAUGUAUUGCACGAUGAUGAAAGGGUGCAAGAAAUCAAAAAAGAAUGCAACAAAAAGAAACAAAUUCCCAUCGAUUUUGUUACGACGUGCAUUAAACAACAAGCGGGGGCCGACAUAAUGAAUAAAUUAAAGGAGUUGAACGUCGUUUUGGCGUCGCAUCUUUCCGAGCAAAUAACGGACGAGAUUCACGAGGCGUUGAUGCGCAGCUACAAAAUUUUGGUCGGCGACGCAAGUGCAAUAAGAAUAGACUCGCCCCCCAGAAGGUCUAGGUUGAGUAGUUCUGAUAGUUCCCGGCACGGCGCCAGCGACAUUUCCAUCACCGACAGCAGCCACCAGUCGGAUCACUCGCCUUUGGCAACACCGCAUCUUUCGAUUAAAAGAAAAAGCCUCCACGGUCGAAAAUUGCGUCCGAAAUCGGUGGUAGACAGUGUUGAAGGUCUAUCUGCAGAUGAUAUACCCAGUUUGCUACCAUCUAUACCGAGAAAUUCAGAGGAGGAGGAUUCGGUUACGGAGUUGCCAAAUACGUCCUACCAACUUCAGCAUCUAGUCAAAGGUCGUCCGAGGAGAGCGAAAACCCGCGCCCCCACGCGGCCGCUGGUCAAACCGCCCGACGUGGCCGACUCGAUCAGUCAAGACCUCGUCGAGGGGCUGGACUCGUUCUUCCGGCCUGGCUCGGUGACGCCCACCUCCGACGACUGCCACUCGUUCCAGGCGGACGGCAGCCCGAACCGCGACUUCGCCUCGCCGAUCCUGAACGACGACCGCCGAACGCCGAAGCUGAGCCGCAACUCGCCGCUGCUCAGGGGCGUCAUCACCCCCACUCCCAGGUCCAGCUUAAUUUUUAGAUCGAUCGAUAACUUGGAGAAAUGUUCGCCAUCAUUUGCGAAAAAAGCCGCAUUCGAGUCCUCACCUUUGACGAGAAGACUCACGGGGGACAGUUUCAUGUCGCAGGAAAGUAGUGACGGAAGUUUGGCGGCCGAAUCGACGUUGGAUCACUCACCGGGCAGCACCAUGUCGAAAAUGUCCCCGGACGGUUCGAAAACAGACGACUCCGACUUGAAGCAGCCGUUCGUGAAGCUCAAGCACGUUUCUCCCUCGGUGGCUUCGAAACCGAGGCCCUGGUCGAUGGUGAGUUCCGAGGCCAAGUCGGGCGGGGAUUUGAGCCUGCUGAGCGACGGUUCUUCCCCGAACAACUCCACCGGAAACACUCCGGACUCGGCGGAGGCUCUGGACAGCUCAGAAAACUCGUCUAUCGAUCGGAAGUACGCGAAAGAUAUCAAGCUUAAAAGAGGGGGCAUUUUGACAAGUUAUUUUCCCGAUCGUGGCGAUUUCCUUGCCCGUUAUAAGGGGAUGGGAACUAGUAAACCAGUGCAAUCAGUGAAUCCGAUAGAAAGGAGGGACAACAAUUUCAACUGUAAAAACACAGGAGACGCGCAUGUUAGUAGAUGAACCCAUUUUUUUAGGUACCAACCUAACAAUAAUUUCCUAGGGAAAAAUGUGUAGAUUGAAUCCCUACUUUCUUUUAUUCUUCAACUUUUUGGUAGCUUCGUCUCCAGAUGACAAUUUUCUAAUUCUUUACAAUAAUUAUUAGUAUUGUUAUACAAAAAUUUCUGACUGCCAUUUUAUUGUACGUAUAGAUACAAAAUUAUUUUUUAGACUUUUUACUCUAUCGACUUUGUGAGGAAUUUUAUUGUUUUUGACUUAAACUACAUAUUUUUUAUAAACGCAUCACUUAUUAUUCACACGAUUCUUUUAGGAUUGAAAACGAACUUUCAAUUAGCGAACACAUUAAAAUGUAUUUUUGUAGUAUUCUAGAAAAUUUAAAAUGUUGUUAUGCAAGGCACAGUUAACAGCAAAAUUUGUCACCUAGUAUUUCAUACGUUCACAAAUAUUUGAUUUUUGUUGAAAGUGUCUAUAAUAGUAGAUUUUUAUAUCUACAAGUUAAUAAUUCACUUUUGUAGGUUUAAUAAACAGCAUUUCUUUUAAAAAUGCUUAUAAACAGAUAAAAUCUGUUCUUUUUUCUCUUAAAUUAAUUUCAUUCCAUAUAUUUUUUUAGUAUUAUAAUUUGUUGCAGCCAUAUGCCAAACUAUAUUUGUAUUUGUAUUUACGUAGUUUAUUAUUUGCAAUGUGAUAUUAUCGGAACAAAAAUUCUGUAUCGAGUUUUUUUAAUCUACACUUUUGUAUAUAAAUUAUUUUUUUAAUAGCUUCUACGCGAUUAAUGAGGAUAUUUUCAAAAAAUUAAGUCAAUAAUUUUAUGAGGUAUUUUUCGUUUUUUACCAUUUAGAUUUGUGAUGUAAAAGUAUAUUUUCUUUAUUAUUUUUCAUGUGUAAUGUGCAUACUAUGCAACAUUAAAUACACAUGCAGUGUAAUAAUGCUUCCAUUUAUUGUAUUAAUCUUUUUAUACUUUAAAAAAAUAAACAAGCA
Messenger RNA from Brassicogethes aeneus, 4998 nucleotides. The record is from the annotation of a GenBank genome assembly. NCBI's taxonomy places the organism in Eukaryota, Metazoa, Arthropoda, Insecta, Coleoptera, Nitidulidae.